CACACCCCACACCCCACCCUCCCUUCCGAGGCUCGAUCUCUCUCCUUUUGGCGCCUCCCCCUUGGAUAUCAGUCUAGCUGUCCCACCAGCCCGUAGCUCCGUGCACUUUUACUUGCACCAGCACGUACUCUUUUCUCGAGUCUUCGUUCGUCCUUGCGUCUGUCUGUCCAGUCUGUCUGUCUAGUCUGUCUGCAUCGAAGCGCCACAGUUGUAGAAAACCGACAGACCAACAACGACGACGGCCAACGGUCAACGGCGCACACACACAGACAGCCAGCCAGCCAGCCAGCAAGCAAUCAAGGAAGCAAGCAGCCAAUUCGAGGGUCGAGACACACACACACACACACGCACACUCCAGUUCGAUCCCACCCGACACGACCCAACCUGCCAACCCUGCUCGGCUUUCGUUAACCUGCAGUCGUUCGUUUCAAGCCAGCCAGCCAGUGCGACCACCUGUUCGCUCCCUCGCUGAUCCCCGCCUACGCCUGCAACCUGCUGUGCCGUGCUGUGCUAUACUCCGCCCGUACUCUUCUGUACCUUAUAUUUUAUUCGACCUUUUAUCAUACUGCCUGCAUUACAUUGCAUGCAUGCAUGUCGUGUCCGGUCCACUGGCCAGUUCGACACAAUCUGCCCUGCUGCUGCCCGGCUGCUGCUCUGCAUGGCGCCCAUUUCGCGUCUGUUCUGCAACGGAUCCAACCCCUCCCCCUUGCUGUUGUUGCAGUCGCUGUCGUUGCUGCUGUUGCUACUCUUCCCUCGCCCGGCCUGUGGCUGAUCUUUGCUGAUCUUGCUGCUACUGCUUCCUAGUAUCCCAGAUCGCUAGAGUUUCGCCCCGUACCCCGGGGUAGCGGUAGCCUUUUCGCCCAGGCACCGGGAACCUGGGACGACCUGACCUGGGAUCUGUAAUUGGGAUCUGGGACACCCCCAUCUCGAGUCAUUCGGUAGUGUCCCGUCCCCGACACCAGACGAGCGAGAUCAGCGAAGGGGAAGGGGCUUGCCUGUCUUGUCCUGUCUUGUCUUGUCUGCCUCACACACCCCCAAGUUUCCCCAGUUGGCGUGGCGCCCUCGAGCCCCCUCGAACCCUCGCCAGCCAGCCCGCCAGCCAGCCAACCAGCCAAGCAAGCGCCUCCUCAAGCUUAUUACCCUCUCGCCUACGGGGUACACUAGGCUCGUUCGAUCGACCGGUUUUGACAGCUUGACGGGAGGGACUGACUGACGGAUCGACGAACGGACGGACGGCCUGCAUGCGCGCGGCGCAGCCCUCGCAUUACACACUCUUCUCGGUGCACACAGACAGGCACAGGCACAGGCACAGGCACAGGCAUACACCGCUGGUGCUGCACUCACUUGCACCUGCAGGUGGUCCCGUACCGUACCGGCGCAGGUACUGUGCUGAUACUGCGACAAGCAAGCAUAGCAUAGCAGACACCACCCUCCCGCACAGCCUCCAAGCCGAGCUAUGCAUCAGAUGCACCACCAAAUGCACCAGAUGCAUCAUCCCGACCCUGACUACGACCAUGACUACGACCUUGACCCCGACCCCCCAAGGAGGAAUACCCGCCGCCAGCGACCAGACCUAAACAUAAAUACAUUCGCUGCUGCCACCGCCGCCCGCCCUGUCGACCCGCCCGGCCUGACAACCCCCUUGUCGCCGCCCCCGCCCCAUCUGCCCUACAAGUCCUCGUCCAGGAGCCUGCGAUCCUCCUCCGCAGCCCUCGCCGCCGCCGCUGCCGCAUCUACUACAUCUGCCGUCACCGCCUACGCCGCGCUCGAGAGGGAUGCACGACACGCCGACCCGGAAAUUGGCACACACGACCCGGAACACGGUUGGGCCAAGCACGCCCGGGACAAUCACCGAGUCUUCGAAACCUUCUUUGACCCGCUCUCACCCGACGACAUGACGAGCAAGGAAGAUGAUUUCCCAGCUGAAUACGACCGCGACAGGGACCACCAACCGGGCAGCAGCCCCCCCAGUGCCACCACACCCCCUUCCGCCCGCCCGCAGCCCCGGCCGCGAGACUCCCACGACCUCUCCCUCUCCCCCCGAAAUGUCACGCGCGACUCGCUCCUGGGGAACAUGCUCCUGUCCCUCGACCAGUUCAGCAUGGGUCAGAUGAAUUGCGCCCAGGCCGGUGGGGCCCAGCGCACCAUGUCUGGCUUCGCCAACGAGUCGAAUAACUACUACGACGACGAUGCACCCCCCGCCGCCCGAACAAUGACCAGCACCUCGAGAGCGCCGCCCCGGCGAGGCCACGGACACUCGUACAGCUCCGACUACGAGGACAACUCGAGUACCCUCUCCAGGGGCCAGCGCAGCAACAGCGGCUCCACCGGCUUCCAGUCAAACCUGGGCAGGAUCGGCAGCAUGCGCGAGCUGUCCAGCCACAGAAACACAAACGGCGCAGCACAAGGGUCGAGACCGUUACACUCGAGAGGGGGCAGGGGCAGCAAGAGCAGUAGCACAAACAGCAUCGACGCAGGAGGCGGCUACGGCAGUCAGCGCCGAGCACACGGGCUGGGAUCGAAGCGCUCCUCGAGCUUCGAACUCGCCCGCAGCCCUCCUUUCGGCGUGCACUCUGACCUCAACAACAGCAACAGCAACAGCCACCAGCAGCGACGAAAUCAAUCGCAUCACCACCAGCAGCACUCGCGGCGGCCGUGGCAAUUGGACGCCGGCGACGAGGACGACUAUGACGCCGCGCCUACCCCAACUGUGCCGGUCGGACCUCGCCGGCUGCCCAACAUGCCGUCAAUGCCGUCCUUCCACCGGCCCGAGCCCAUGGGCGAGCCCCUCUCCCCUGUCCGCUCCAUCAAUCUCGAACGCAAACGCAGCAACAAGUCCUCACGCAGCACAAACACCAGCCGACAGGCACAGGCCAGGUUUAAUUCUCGUGAUGCACCUCCUGUCCCCUCUGCGCCCGCUGCCCUUCCCGCUUCUGGGCCCACGCUCGACCUAGAUUCCGCCCCGGCGCCACACGUUGGCUACGAGAAGGCCAAAGAGCCCGUGCACCACCCGCCCGCCUCAAACUCUGUACCGCAGCCAAAGGAAAAGCCCGGUUUCUUCAAGAGGAUGUUUGGCGGCGGCUCAAAGAACAGCGUCGUGGCCGCCUUGGAUCAAUCGGCCAACUCGACCGGCCUGUCCAAUUCCUUCAACAAUUCCAUCCCGCCUGCCGCUGCCAUGGGCAUCAAUAACUCCAACCAGGUUUCAUCACAGUCCAAGUCGGGCAGCAACCCGCCCUCGCGGGGGUCUCAGAGCCACUCCUCCCAUGGCCUCCAGAAGAAACCCUCUAGCUUCUUCCGACGACGCAAGAAGUCCAUCUCCGUCGCCGAUGCCGACCUCCCCCGUGUACCACCCUUGCUCUCCGCCCCCACCAUCUCCCCGGUGCAACUCCCCCCAGCCCCACAACAUCUCGAAGUACUCACCCCGCGCGGGCAACCAAGCCCCGUCACCAGCCUCAGGAAGGCGAUGGACCCGUACCUGACGCACUCGGGGCCAUCAUCAGGAAUGGCAACACCCCGUCAGCCGCCUGACGACUUCUCCCCGGUGCAUCACUCAGAAUCCGAUGGCAGUCGGUCGGCAGACCGGCAGGUGCGAAGCUUCUCACCCGACUACGACCCGGACCCGAUGGCGACGAUACGAUCAGUGCCGUCCGACUCGAGGUCGAGGGACCCAAGUACUUCCGCUACCAACGGACAGAGAGGGACAACUCCGUCGGGAGACCCCCCGAGGCCAUUCUACGGCUACGAACGUGCCGGCUCCUUUUUGCACGACAGCAGUGGGAGCGAGGCAAGCCCUCCAAGGAUGAGAAAGCCAGAGUUCCAGUCGACCGUCAACGACUCCACCACAUCUCGAAGCGACUUGGGCCGCGCGUCACUGGCCCCACUUCAGACUAAUCAGCUCAUGUCCCCAUCAUCGAUGCGGGACAAGAAGAUGGACAGGCUCACCCAGGACAGCCUCAGUACAAUCAAGAGCGAGCGUCACACCAGCCUGCAGCUCCCAAUCGAGGGCGCUCUCACAGACCCGAAGCUGCACACACGUGCUUCAGCAGCUAGCAUUCCCAGCCUCAUGGUCGAAGACUCGGAACCGAACUCGAAGGUGACUACCCCGAAGCCGGACCUCAACCCACUCGACGAGCCCUACUUUGUAGUAGGCGACCCGACCGAGGAUGACAAGGCCAAGGCGCAGAAGAUCUUUGAUGGCAAUGAGGAGUUCAUACUGAAGGACAAGGCCGCGUCGUGGAUGGGCGAAGAGGGCUUGAUCCGGCAACGAGUCUUGCAGGCAUACAUGGACCUCUAUGAUUUCAAGAACAAGAGCAUCGUGACAAGUCUGCGGGAUGUGUGCAAUCGCUUGGUCCUCAGAGCAGAAACCCAGCAGGUCGACAGGAUAUUGGUGGCAUUUUCCGCCCGUUGGUGCAGUUGCAAUCCGAAUCACGGGUUCAAAUCCACCGACGUCAUCCAUACGAUCUGCUACUCCAUCAUGCUCCUGAACACCGACUUGCACAUGGCCGACAUCGAGCAGAAGAUGACCCGCAGCCAGUUCAUCAAGAACACGAUGACAACGAUAAUACAGGCUCUCGGCGACUCUGUCCCAGAGAUAUUCAACAAGAGGGGCAGCGUGCUGCCAGGCAAGGGGCUCCAUCUUGAAGACGGCGACAUGCCUACCGAGCAGGAGCGAUCCAGCUUCCGCAACUCGUUCGUCAAAUUCCCCAUGCGAGCUGGGUCAGCGCUGGGCGAUGCGCCAACUGAAGUCGACGACUGCGGUCCUCUGGUCAAGAGCCCCUUCGAAGGCUCGUUGAAGGCAUGGGAACAACAGAUGGAGCACGUACUGAAGGACACGUAUGUCUCGAUCAGAGACGAGCGGCUGCCGCUGUUUGGGGCCGAGCAGCCUGCGCUGGAACAGCAACAUUCCGGCCUAUCUGUUAUCGGAAUGCUCAAGCGCUCGCCCAGUGUCCUCAGCAAAGCCCCUUCGGAGAACCCAUCCAUGCGUGGCCGCGGCCCAGACUCGAUGCGCGCGAGCAACUCACGCUGGUCCUCCAAGAGCAGGUCAAGACCACGUGGGUUCGGCAGCGCGGGUUUCUCUUCUAGCAGAACAAGCUUCGACGAUGGCCAGUCGAUGUGGAGUCCUGUUGAGUCCAAUGCAACCUGGAGCCGGGCUUCCCUGGGUAGAACUCAGACGUCCAUGUCCAUGGACUCGUUUGGGUCGCACUUCACGCGUGGCGGCGGCUACCAGCAGUCCAUUGGCUUUGCCAAUGCUCUGAGCCAGGCCAUUAUCCGGGAGGACCCCACAGGCAGCGUUCAGUCCCUCGUGAGCGACGAGCUGAAACCCACACAGCUGCUCGACGACGAGUCGCUCGAGCUCGCCGGGCCGCCAUGGGUCAAGGAGGGCAUGGUUGUCCACAAGCAUCACCUCGACGGCGUCGACAAGAAGGCCAAGGAACGUAACUGGUCCGAGGUCUUUGCCGUCAUCCAGAAAGGUACCGUGAGCAUCUUCUCCUUCACGCCUAACAAGUCCACAGGUCGUCGCGGUCGCAACGCAUCGAACGUGAAGAAGGGCGGAGUGGUUGGCGGUGGCAACUGGCAAGAGAACGCCACCUCUCUUGGCUCGUGGAGUCUCCGGCUGGCUCUCGCGUCUGCUCUGCCACCGCCGGGGUACUCGAAACAGAGACCCCAUGUGUGGGCCUUGUCUCUGCCCACGGGUGCCGUGCACCUGUUCCAUGUCGGCACCCCGGAGAUAUGCAGAGAGUUCGUCACGACUGCCAACUACUGGAGCGCCAGGCUUAGCACGCAUCCCCUGACCGGCGGAGUGUCGAACAUGGAAUAUGGCUGGAGCGAUGCCAUCAUCAACAAUGCGCUCGUGACGGCCAUCAACGAGAACACAGGCGCCUCGGCAGCAGCAGGUACCACAACGGGCGGUCGACCGCGCAGCAAUAGUGCCGUUGGGCGGUCGAGCAUGCACUCGCGCGGCAGCAGCUUCCGGUCGGUGGGCUCGUUCGACUUUGGCAGCUCAAGCACUCGGGGCGGCGACCCGUCCAACAAGCUCCCCGGCGACCGGAUCACCAUCUCGGAGUGGAUGCCGCCGACGCAGUCGAUGCGGCCCUCGAACUCGGGCGAGAAGGAGCAGCUCGAGACGCUGCUCAACUACGUCAAGAGCAUCGAGGCGGAGCUGCAGCAGCACAACUCGCUGCGCAGCCCCAUGCUGCUGGCGUUCAGCCCGCGCGGGUCCAACGUGCAGAAGGCCAUGGCCAACUGGGAGCGCAAGAGCAGCUACCUGCUGCGGGAGAUUGUCAAGUUCAGGACGUACGUGGACUGCCUGCAGCACGCCGAGGCGCGCAAGGCCGAGAUCUGGCGCGAGCGGGAGGUCGCGCGGCGCGCGGCGCGCGGCAGCCUCGACCUCGAGGACGACGCCACCGAGGACUACCACGGUCCCCGGCACGACUGGGACGGUGACGACGGCUGCGGUAGCGACCGCGAUAGCCGGGACAGCAUGGACGAGAUGAUGGACGAGCCUGUUAUCGAGGAGGGGGAGGGGGAGGCUACUCUCAAGGCUCGGUCGUGAUGGCCGGCCCGGCCUGACGCGACCUGGCUGAACAACGGGGCCGAGCUGAGUGGGUGCUGCGUUGGGAGAUUACUGCGACCUGACGGGAUAACGGUUUCGAGUCCCGCGUUGGAAUAUCAUUCACUACGACCCGGCUGGCUCACCCACCCACGAAAGGGCCAAUCAUCCAAGGAGGGGAUGGACUGGAGAGAGUAUCCCCAAACGGCAUCAACUGUACAACAACUAUGAAAAUAAAAAGCACGAGGCAUGCUUGGCCUGGUCCUGUCCACGCAAAACAAACGAAAAGCUUGAGGGACGCGCGACGGAGACGGGCGCGAGGCAGGCAGGCACGUUUAUUCUUUUUUCUCUGCGAUGCGAUGCGAUGCGAUGCGAUGCGAUGAUACCCCCCUUUUUUCGCUUCCUCUUCUCCCAGACCAGGCCAGGCCAGGCUGAGGUGGGGUGGUUUGUUGGUUUCUGGCUGGGGCGGGGUGGAUGAAUGGAUGGAUGGACGGACGGAUUGAUGGGCGGAUGGCUUGAUGGAUGCUGUCUUAAUAAGAGUGGUUGGUGGUAGUGUUGAUGGAUGUACACGGACGGAUGGACUGACGGACUGCCUGGUUGAAUGUCACCCAGCCAGCACUGCCAGUAUGAGAGGUGUGGGGGCAGGCCGUCUCCGUCCGUUGUUGAUAUCGGGGGCGAGGCUUGCAUGCUGUGAUGUGUAUUUUCACAUGCCCAGGUGGUUGGUUACUUACUCACCCUACCUGGGUACUUAAAACUCUGUAGAUUCAUCGUGUUGGUUGCAUGUGGGAGAUUCAUAGCGUGGCGUGUGGGAUGGACGGAUGAAUGAAUAUAUUUGGGUAUGAUGAUGUGUGUCAGCUGCCGGUGGUGUUGAUUGAUGUGUGUGUGUGUGUGUCCCCCGAGCGGGCUUUGAUGCUGGUGAAUGAGUGAGUACUCCGUCACUACCUAACUAACUAACUAUAGUGGCGCCCCGGGAUAGCGGUCCUUGUUCCCGUCGUCUAGCUUCUGCUCGUUUGCUUGCUUUUGAUCACCGAACCCUCGUCGAAUCAACCAAAACCCCCCGGUAUAACCAAACACCCCGGCAGAAAACAAAAAAAAUGGAAGCAUCCACCUCCUUUGGCGCCACGAACACUUGGCAUUGUCACGCAGACAGCCAUGGCACACGUCCUUUUGGUUUUCGGUCGGUCUGAGCGGGAUGAUUCGGAGGGUUUUGAUGGCAUCUCGCCCCUCCCCCUCCCGGGGGCCGGAAGGGCCUACUAGAAGAGCGCGAGCUGCCAUGGUCGAGCCCCGUGCGGCCUGUCGGCUAGCCGGGGGCGGGAGGCUGGCGGACUCGGGCCGUAGGGGGUUUUCUCGCGGGGCUGGGCUGGGGUUCCUGCUGUGGUUGGCUAGUUGUUGCUCUUGCAUCUGGAGUUAUUCCGCGGUCAGUGGCAGGUUCCUGUGGCUAUGCGGUGGUUGCGUUGGUCUUACUUGCAUGGUGUUUGGGAGGGAUCAACCAUGUUGUUGUUGUUGUUGUUGUUGUUGUUGUUGUUGUUGUUGUUCAAGUCCCAUGCCUAGAUAGGUACCGGAUGUAUGUGUGUAGUUGGAUGAAGAAUGGAUGAGGUUUGCGAGGGGGGCCGGUGUGAUGGCCUUUUGGAAAGGGUGCUCGGGUUUUGAUGUUGUGAGUGCGUGCUGACCUUUUUCGUCGUGGAGAGCGGCUGCUCUUGGAGGAUAAACUUGGGACACGACUAUCAAGAGCGAUUCAACGGAGGAGUGACGGGAACGACACGUGCACAUCGAUGCGUGCCGCAGCUCUCAGACGGCAUCAUGUCAGGGUCCCUGGCCAUCCACGCAGCGCCAGAGCCGUCGUGCCCGUGUCGAGCCCGUCGACGCAGACGCUUGAGAUGAGCUCUACGCCCCCAUUGUUUGGAGAUCUGGCCCGCCCAAAGCUGAGGUUCCUUUGCGAGAUUCCAGAGGUGGAAAAUCAGGGGAAGCUGAAGGGGCCUUGUCGUCGAGGAUUAAAUUUUGAAUGGCGUUCUAUCCAAACAGCCCGCUCGAAAUUGUCGCGGCUGCGUCCCACUUCGUCUAUCUGUGAGCUGGUUUUUCGUGUGGUUUUUUACGUCUGAUGUGGCUAAGGACGUAUUGUGUGGAAUUUUGACAGGAACAAAACCAGUUACGCGUGAGGAUGAGCUCCAGCUCGACGCCACAGAAGACGUCUGACUGUUUGUACUGGCCGAAUCUGAGACCAAUUCCGAGAUUAGCUACACUGAAUUCCGACGAGAAUUGUAAAUCAGAUAACUUCGUUCUCAAAUUUUUUAUUCAGGUUGUAUCUCCAAGUUCGCU
Molecule: messenger RNA, 8866 nt
Organism: Diaporthe batatas
Lineage: Eukaryota; Fungi; Ascomycota; Sordariomycetes; Diaporthales; Diaporthaceae
Exons: 3
Coding region: 1457-6553 (1698 amino acids)
Biological process (GO): regulation of ARF protein signal transduction
Molecular function (GO): guanyl-nucleotide exchange factor activity
Source: RefSeq, a predicted model, not a curated record